This is a messenger RNA of Sinocyclocheilus anshuiensis, 562 nucleotides long. RefSeq names its product ripply transcriptional repressor 2 (gene ripply2). The record is from RefSeq and is a predicted model, not a curated record. Gene Ontology annotation, cellular component: nucleus. Lineage: Eukaryota; Metazoa; Chordata; Actinopteri; Cypriniformes; Cyprinidae. Gene Ontology annotation, biological process: negative regulation of transcription by RNA polymerase II; embryonic pattern specification. Bases 21 to 509 code for a protein of 162 amino acids. The transcript has 3 exons.
UCACUCCGAGAUUUGGUCAGAUGUGUGAAUUCGCCAUGUGUUCGCGGGAGUGUGACCUCGCACCUGACGCACCUGACGCGACGCGUUUGGCACGAGUGGACACACAGGUGUAUAAAGACUCCAGAGUCGAGUCUGAGCAGCAUACCGAUCGGAAUCUACUCUUCAGCUUCGACACGAUGGAGAAACUCACUUUCACGCACGGAUUCAACUCUGAAACAAACGCGACGCGACCCUGGAGACCCUGGAUCCACAAAAGCAGUCACGGACGCAAAACCAACGCUUAUAAGCCUUAUGAGAGAGCAUCAGCUGACCAACACUUGAAAGCCCCUGUGAUCACACACCCUGUGAAGUUGUUCUGGCCCAAAUCUCGCUGUUUCGAUUAUCUGUACCUGGAUGCUGAGCUCCUCCUGCGCAGUUAUCCGCUUCAGGCCACGAUCUGCCUGUACGAGGACUCAGACAGCGAUGAUGAUGAAGAUGAUGAUGAAGAGCAUGAGAAGGAACUCAACUGAAGACCUUCAUCACUUUACUUAUAGACUCUGAACUCUGAUUCACUUUAUUUAGU